This is a messenger RNA of Aspergillus uvarum CBS 121591, 1456 nucleotides long. Its product is annotated as putative LPS glycosyltransferase. Bases 156 to 1295 code for a protein of 379 amino acids. The record is from RefSeq and is a predicted model, not a curated record. The transcript is spliced from 4 exons. Lineage: Eukaryota; Fungi; Ascomycota; Eurotiomycetes; Eurotiales; Aspergillaceae.
AACGACUUAUCUAAGAUGAAGUUCGAGUGCAACUUGUUCUGCGCAUCCCAUCAUGCAGAUGUCUUUCUCUUGCCAUCUUCUCUUGUUUCGCCGCUGCCUCUCCGACAACCCACCUAGCUAGCACCACAGAUUCAGUGUUCGUUCGAGUCGACAAGAUGAUCCGCGGAAGAACACAGAUCUCACGGAUUGUGAUUGCCGCCCUAUUCAGCUAUGGGCUCUUAAUAUUCUUGUUCAGUCAGUCGGCGCGGAGGUUCUGGGCCACGGAUGGAGUAGAUAUGGCCCGCAGUUACUUCGAAGACCAGGCUUUUGAGCACAUCAAGAACGAAACGCUGGGGUUCGAGCACAUCUUCGCGAUCGGGCUGAAGGAACGGACGGACAAACGCGACUUCCUCACAUUAGCUGCCUCGAUGGCGGGCUUUCAGGUCGAAUGGCUUGAUGGGGUGCGACCGACGGAGAUCAACCAGAAGUCCUUGCCAAAUGAAAACAGCCUCAAGCCAUCGGAAAUCGGCUGCUGGCGCGCACAUAUGAACGCACUCACCAAAGUGGUCGAGAACUCGUACUCCACUGCCCUCAUUCUCGAAGACGACGCGGACUGGGACAUCUUCAUCAAGCAACAACUGCGCGAGUUCGCGCGCGGAGUGCGGGCGCUGACGGGCAACACACACGGGUCGCGGCAGGCUCCCUACGGGACCAACUGGGACGUGCUCUGGAUCGGCGGGUGUGCUUCAGCGGCUAAAGCCAACGAGACGCAAUUCUUCGCGAUUCCGCAAGACCCGACGGCGCCCAGCGUCGACCACCGCGGCACGUGGGGCGGACCGCUCAAGGAGUGGAAGACGCAGUACCCAGAGUUCCCAGAGACGUCGACGCGGUUCGUCUACCGGGCGGAGUACGGGUGCUGCACCUACGGCUACGCGGUGACCAAGCGCGGGGCGGAGCGGAUCCUGGCCGCCCUCGCCGUCGACCGCAUCGUCGCCGCCGUUGACAACUCCAUGGGCGACCUGUGCGGCGGCAAGGACGGUCGGCCUCAGAUCGAAUGCUACGCUCCCUUUCCCAACCUUGUCGGCACCUACCGGGCGGCGGGCCCCGCCUCCAAGGACUCGGACAUCCACAAUGGCACCGACGAGUGGCACGAGGCCCAGGCCUGGAAUCUGAUGUAUAGCACCCGGUUAAAUAUUCAUAACCUGGUCGCCGGGAAGGAUACCGUGUACGCACAGUAUGAAGAGAAGUUCCCGUGGUCCAAGUGGAAGCUGAGUCGGAAGAACUUUCAUUAUCCGCAAGGGUAUCUGGUGCAUUAGUUGUACUCCUUCCUGUUGCUUUCCUCAUUUCCUAGUCUGGAAGGUCUAGAUUCCAUCGCUUUGUUCUAGUAGCACUGGUGUUGGAGGUGGUGUAUGCACAGCGGUCGCAUCAUCAGUACAUCAUGGGUUCCGUGCAUUUUGAUCCUCUAUUAGCAUUGUUG